This is a messenger RNA of Halichondria panicea, 2105 nucleotides long. Its product is annotated as neurotrypsin-like. Gene Ontology annotation, cellular component: membrane. The coding region runs from base 99 to 1871 and encodes 590 amino acids. NCBI's taxonomy places the organism in Eukaryota, Metazoa, Porifera, Demospongiae, Suberitida, Halichondriidae. The record is from RefSeq and is a predicted model, not a curated record. The transcript is spliced from 8 exons.
AAGCACAUGCAUAGAUAAUCUAUGGUUCAUGCAGAGCAUGAGAGGUGUAUAAGAAGUGGGCCUUCAUUUGAUUACUUGCAUUACAAGAAACAUUACCAAUGAUGAAUUGCUUACUGUGGAAGACAGUUACUGUCCUGAGCCUGGUUUGGGCUGUUGGAGGUCAAAUUACUGUAAACCCGGAACAUGGAGAUGUGAGACUGGUUGGGCUCAAUGGCCAUACUAGAGGAAUGGGUGGGCGUGUGGAGGUCUAUAUAAACGGCGUGUGGCACACCAUCUCCGUGAUCACAGGCACGCGUCAAACUGCGGACGUUAUUUGUCGACAGCUGGGCUUUCCCGUUAGCGUGUACAAUGACAGUACAUUUAGUUUGGGGUAUUCGAAUUCUGAUUCAAGCUCUACUCAUGUGAUUGACAAUAUUUCUUGUUCUGGGUCUGAGAAUAGAGUACUGGAUUGUGACUACACCGUUGGCCGCAGCAGACUCUUCUUUAACAUGGCAGUGUUGUGUGGGGGCACACAGUAUAGCGAAGCGGGUGCCCAGUUUGGGCCUAUAGAGGGUGAGAUUCGACUCAACACUGGUGGUGACUCUCGUCCGUUCUCUGGUCGACUGGAGAUCUAUAUCAACAACCAGUGGGGGACAGUCUGUGACGAUGGAUUCCGACAAACUGAAGCAGAGACGGCUUGCAGACAACUUGGGCUUCUGGGCAAUAUUUAUUCUGGCAACGUUGGGAGGCUUCGCUUUGAGCAAGGUUCUGGCCCCAUCUGGAUCGAUAAUAUCCGCUGUAGUUUAGAACCAAGUCAGACUAUUGCGGAAUGUGCCUCUGGACCAUUUGGUGUCCAUGACUGUGACCAUAGUGAAGACGUGGCACUGGUCUGUCGUGGAGAGGGUUCACUGCGAUUGAGGUCCAGGGGAAGGCUUGGAGGGCUGGGAUCAACGGGUCCGGGCGUGUCUACUGGUCUUUUGGAGGUGUACGCUAGGCGUCAGUGGGGGACCGUGUGCGAUGACCUGUUUACGCAGACGUCAGCUGACCUUGCUUGUCGUCAACUGGGAUAUUUCUCAGCCAACAGCUUUGGUGAUGUAGAUUUUCCAUUGAGCAGCCUGCCAAUUCAAUUGGACGAUGUUCAGUGCACAACAGACGAUGACUUUCUCCUCCUCUGUAAUCACAGUGGUAUCAGGACGCACGACUGCGGUCACCAUGAGGACAUACAGCUGUCUUGCUCCACUAUCGACGUGGCUAGCAAUAGUCCAGGUGGUGGUAUAGUGGCGGGUGUCGUUGCUGUGACUAUCGUUUUUGUCAUUACUCUGAUCCUUAUCUUCGGUUGUUGUUGUUGUUGUUGUUGUUGCUACUGCUACAAGAAGAAGAAGACCGCAUCUAAACCAGCCCCUCCCAAUCAAGUGGUUCGUUCCCAAGCUAAUGCCUACCCCAUGCAAACCGUGCAACCGCAGGCUGGCCACCCUCAACAAGAUCCCGCAAAUCCUCCAGCGAAUUUUGCUCCAUAUCCGACUAACCAGGCUGCCCCCACUCAGAAUUCGUAUGGGUCUCAACCAGUACCUCCCUACCCGACUGGACAAUAUGCCGACCCUGCAUACCCCCCAGCUCCCUACGCUACUGGACAGCAAUCCCCUGCUAAGGAUCCUACUGGACAGCAACCCCCUUCCCCCUACGCUACUGGACAGCAACCCCUUGCUAAGGACUCCACUGGACAGCAACCCCUUGCCCCCUACGCUACUGGACAGCAAUCCCCUGCUAAGGAUCCCACUGGACAGCAACCCCCAGCCCCGUAUCCAUCUAGUGGAAUAGUGGUAACUCAGCCCCACGUAAAAGAUGCCCCACCGCCCUAUGCUGAGAUAUUUACCACACCCCUACCCCAGUGAGACCCGACCUCAAUAUUGCUAACUGUACCGCAUCAUGAUUGCAAGACAAUGUAGCUCUUAGGUAUGUAUCAGUACCUUCGAUCAUGUGACCUACAGCCAAUGACAUUCAUGUGACUGUGCUUCAUUGCACUGUUAGUUACGCAUGCAUAUUGCACACACUUUGUUCUAUAAUAUUCAUCAUUCAUCAUUCAAGUACUUUUUUAUAUCUGAAAAAACUAGCUUGAUAAGUUUUAA